Molecule: messenger RNA, 1671 nt
Organism: Trachemys scripta elegans
Lineage: Eukaryota; Metazoa; Chordata; Testudines; Emydidae
Gene: ZUP1
Product: zinc finger containing ubiquitin peptidase 1
Exons: 9
Coding region: 65-1387 (440 amino acids)
Source: RefSeq, a predicted model, not a curated record
UCAUCACAUUUAAAUCAGUUCUUCUUUAAAUACAGGAAAUGGUCAACAGCUAUAUGAAUGUCCAAUGUGUGAUCUUGUCUGUGCAAAUGGUCAGAUUCUCCAGGAACAUGUUGACUUGCACCUAGAAGAGCACCGCUUUUCAGAAGUCCAUGCCACCCAACCUGUCAUGGAUCUGAUAAAGUUUGUCUGCGGGAGUCCUGGUCUUUUGGAACUAGUAAGGUCCAACAGAUUGGAGCUCUUCUUUAGCAAACUAAAGGAGAAUUUUUUCAGACACAGAAGAUGCCUCCUUGGUAGCAUUUACGAGUGCUGCUUGUCAGAUAUAAAUGUAGGUGGAAGUUUAAGUGAUUUGGAACUGGCUCAGCAGCUCCAGAAUGAAGAAGACAGACAGCAAGGAUUAGAAGAAGCAAGACGAGAAAGAGAAGAAUUCCAAAAACUGCAGAGACAAUAUGGAUUGGAUAGUUCUGGAGGCUACAAGCAGCAGUCACUAAAGAACAUGGAACGGGAAGUAGCUAGGGGAAGGAUGCAGCCUUCUGAAUAUCAUAAGAGAAAAGCUGACAUGAUGGAAUCUUUGGCUUUUGGUGUAGAUGAUGGGAAAACAAAAACCUCAGGAGUCAUUGAAGCACUGUGCAGGUACUAUCAAAAUGAAAUCAAAGAUGUAAGGCGUGUAUGGCUUUCUACAGGAGUGGAUCACUUCCAUUCAUCUUUGGGAGACAGAGGUUGGGGUUGUGGCUACAGGAACUUUCAAAUGCUGCUUUCUUCAUUAUUGAGGAAUGGCAUGUAUGAUGACUGUUUGAGAGAUAUUACUUUAAUUCCUUGUAUUCCCAAAAUUCAGUCCAUGAUUGAAGAUGCUUGGAAAGAAGGUUUUGAUCCUCAAGGAGCAUCUCACUUCAGCAAUAGAUUACAUGGUACCAAGGCAUGGAUAGGAGCAUGUGAAAUUUAUUCUCUGUUAACCAGUCUCAGGUUAAAGUGUCAAAUCAUUGACUUUCACAAGCCAACUGGCCCCUUGGGUACACACCCUCGUUUAUUUGAAUGGGUUUUGAGCUACUAUUCUUCAAACAGAGAAAGUGGUACAAAGGUUGUCUGUACCCCCAAACCACCUAUCUACAUGCAGCACCAAGGGCAUAGCCGUACUAUUGUUGGCAUAGAAGAGAGGAAGAAUAGAACAUUAUGUUUACUAAUAUUUGACCCAGGAUGUCCAUCACAAGAAAUGCAGAAACUUUUAAAACAAAGCAAUGAUGAUACCAGUCUCAAACUACUUCGGAAAUUUGUGGGUAGCUUAAAAGAUAAGCAGUACCAAAUAGUGGCUGUAGAUGGCGAGCUCUCACCAGAGGAGAAAGUUGUUCGGUGCCAGGCUUCUCAAGUGUUCACAGCAGCGAGGAUUCCUUAAAAGAAUGGCCUAUUUGCUACUGUUCUCUGGAACUCCGUGGAUGUGAAACUUUAAAUGCAUUUAGACAGCUUUUCAAUCAUCGUAUUUAUAAUGUGUUAAUAUUUUUCAGCAUCUUUAAUUAUAUCUUGCCAAAAAAAUGUUUGUCCUGCUAAUUUUUUAAUAAAUAUUUAUAGGCUUCAUGAUUGUGUACUCUAUACUCUGCAGGAAUAUAAGGUUGGGCCUUAUGUUAGCCCUGUAGGAUAAUAAAGUGGGGAAUCUGAUCAAUUUACUGGAGUAUGGAAGAU